Molecule: messenger RNA, 198 nt
Organism: Penicillium alfredii
Lineage: Eukaryota; Fungi; Ascomycota; Eurotiomycetes; Eurotiales; Aspergillaceae
Exons: 2
Coding region: 1-198 (65 amino acids)
Source: RefSeq, a predicted model, not a curated record
AUGGCUAUGAACAACACCCCGUCUGAAAUCUUCACCCUAGAGGAUCAUGUCGACAAGCGAACCUAUUCCGAGACAAUCAACCCGCCUCUCUCCCGCGUGGAUCUGUGGAGCUCCGGAUUGUUGGGGCGUGGCAGCCACUACCUGCAGACCCCACCAUUGGAGUUGUGUAUGGUCCUUGUUUUGAAUAGUGGCGUGUAG